CAAGAUGCUGUCAUCAUACAAUACGCACAACUGAAUAAUAUAGAAAAGAAGACAGAGACAAAUUAUCAAUAAUUAUUUAGUCAACAAUGGCUAAUAGAAAUUUAUUUUGAAUUUAAUUUUGAUCUUAUGUCAAAUAUUAGUUAGAUUUUUUGUGUGUUUUUAUUUCUAAAAAUAAAAUGGAUUUCAAAUUUAGACUUUUAAUCUUCGUACUGCAACUGCACAUCGCUGUAUCGUACAAAUCAUACAAAUUCAACAAAUUGUGCACAUCCAGCAAAUUUAAAGCGCUCAUAGACACUAUCCUUGACGACAAGCCGAAUGUGGAACUGGAAACGUCAAAUGAUUUAUCGGCAGCUGUAAUUUCUCAGCGUUGGGAUGACAAAACCUAUAAAUCAGUCGAAUAUUGCGACUUUAAGGUGAUCGCGAAAACGUCCCGUCAUGAAGCUUCGCGUGGAAUUUUCGCCUCAAUUCGUGGAAUGAAUUUACGGCGGAAAGGUCCUAAUGAGUGCAUCGACUAUGUGGCGUUUGAAGUGGGCAGUGGAAUAGUUCAAAAAAGUCCAAAAAUGUGCGGCACAAUGGAUGAUGACGAAGUGUAUGAUGUGAGCAAUUUCUUCGAAGCACCAGGCGGUACUAUGAAAGUUAUUAUUUACAUAAGUCGGUAUGUGACAUUAGAGGCUGGUAAGGAGCUUGGUAUUGAGUUGAGUUUUACAUCGUACGACGAUUGUAGCAGGAAUACCUUGGAAUGUCAACCGAACAAGUGCAUUGCCAAUAUUUUCGAAAAUGACACGGUUUUAAAUUGCCCGCCGCCCGGUUGCCUAGACGAACCUUCACUGGCUGAACACUGUAAGGUCAAACCAAUUUAUCAAGCACCCAGUUCACAUGUCCUUGCUAUCAGUGCAUUGACAUCGUUGUUUAUGGUCAUGUUUGGUAUCGUGACGUGCUGGUAUUGCUUCAAAUUUCGACAUUGUUGGAAUGACAAUCAGACCAAUAAUCCAAAUGCUAGCAGUCGUUCAGCGACGUCGAGACCUGAUAUGGAAUUCCAGACGAUUCGCAUACCUGCUACUCCGGAAUUAGCAUCAGGUGCACCGCCAUUAGACGACGAUAAUCCUCCCAGUUACGAUUCGCUUUUCAGAGAUAGGAAAGUAUUGUGAUUGGACGGGGAAGGUGAGAAAGUAUUUAAAGUAAGUGUUGAGAAUUUGUGGUUGCGAUAUUUUAUAAUGAAAGAAUGAAUCGUUGCAUUGGAUGUGUAGUUAGAAAUUUAAAUAAUUUAAACCGUCAAUUAUACCUGUAAGUAAAUGAAGUGAACGCGAAGCUAUUGAUCCACAAUAUGACACUCUAUUGUGUCUAUUCUAUCAACUUUUUGCGGUUUAUUAUCGUAUGGUGUAGAUAUAGUCUUCAUAGCCGCCUGCAUAAUUCAAAGACUUUCCGGUUUUUAUUUUAUUUCAAUCUUCAUCGACAAUUUAUCAAUUAUUUCCGAUGUAAAAAUAGAACUGUGCUGCCAAAUAGUCAUAAUUGUUACGACAAUAAUUUUACUCGAAAGGCAAACAUGUUUUUCAAAUACAAAUUUGAAUUGUUAAGAGGCCAGGCUGAUUUAUUUAUGAAUUCUAACGAAUUCGGAAAAAAAUUAUUUUAAAAUCAUAAAAGUCGUUGUAUGCGUCAUAAUUGACCACUUACAUUCUCAACACGAUGCAUACGUAGAGCAAAUCAAAUUCUUCUAUACCGAGAGUCAACAUUCGUUCUACGACUUUUAUUUUGAAGUCCUGAGAGGAUCCUAUCGAAUGUUGGCAUAGUAUAUCUCGACCGACAUCGUAGAAAACUCAAAUUAAUGUCAAAAUAAAGGUCCCAAAAUGACAAGUAAAAGUAACGGUUUUGUUUGAAGGCCGUCGUGCCAGACGAAAAUUUGAAAACCUGAGUCCUGAGUUGUCUGGCACAAUGGUCAAUUUAGCAUAUGCUUCAAACUGCGGCCUAAUGAGCCGAUGUACAUGUGUGCGUCCUCGGUCUAUUUGAAUGAAAAAUUGUAAAUUGUUAUUGUAAAGUUAUCGAAGAAUAAAUACAGCGUCUCGAACGGAUUGUUGUAUAGUAAAUCUGAAAACAUUGUUACAUUUACAAAGUAAUAGAUUUAGUAUUGAAGAGCGCGAGAAGUAAAAUGUGUGUCAUAUUUGUAGUGCUUCAUUUCUCGUU
Bradysia coprophila is the source of this 2178-nucleotide messenger RNA. RefSeq lists its product as uncharacterized. The record is from RefSeq and is a predicted model, not a curated record. NCBI's taxonomy places the organism in Eukaryota, Metazoa, Arthropoda, Insecta, Diptera, Sciaridae.